Molecule: messenger RNA, 2103 nt
Organism: Trametes versicolor FP-101664 SS1
Lineage: Eukaryota; Fungi; Basidiomycota; Agaricomycetes; Polyporales; Polyporaceae
Exons: 10
Coding region: 1-2103 (700 amino acids)
Molecular function (GO): protein binding
Source: RefSeq, a predicted model, not a curated record
AUGCCUCCUCGCAAGAAACAGCGGGUCGAUGGUGAUCAAGGAGUGGUAGCGUCCCGCCGUACAACGAGGUCAUCCGCAAAAGCUGCUCAAGGCCGCGCUGUCGCCGAAGACCCACCUGUCAAGAAGAAAGCGAAAUGCAAGACAGCCGAGCCAGAUGCGCUUAACGACGCUAUCUACAACUAUCUAGACUUAGAAGACAUAUUCAACCUUUCACUGACCUGCAAGAAAUUCCGUGCUUUCUUCAUGGACAAGGCACUCGAGAAGAGGGUAUGGGUGCCCGCGCGGGCAAACACGCCAGGACUCCCGGAUCGGCCGCCUUGGAUAGGGGAGUGUGCGUUCGCUUACCUGCUUUACUCGCCCCACUGCCACAAUUGUGGAAGGGCAAACCUUCAGAACAUCGUAUACGGCUGGUUCAUUCGUCUGUGUUCCGCGUGUUUGCAGGAAAGGACGGUAUGGUAUCGCAUUGCUGCAACGGAAGCAGAAACUAUCGCGAAAGGCUCUGGCUUAUGCAAGAUCUUCGACGUAAUCGCUCUCCCCUCCUAUUUCCGCGCUCAUCAACAUUCUGAUUCACCCGACUCGGACGAGAAGUUCAAUCGUCUAUUUAGGGAUGAUGUAGACCGUGUCUUUGCGCAGUUCAAGGCACUUCCCGCUUCUACAGCUCAGGACGAGUUUUUCGAUCAAGUCAAGGCGGAACACAAAGCCCGUAUCCCGUAUGCUGAGGCCGUCCACGUCUGGAUGCGCAAGCGAGCAUCUGAAAGGCGGGUGCGUCGCGCCAACGCCAGGCGCGCGCGCUUCAACAUCAUACUUGAUAGACUACGGGAGGCCGGCUGGGGGAAGGAAGUCGACUACCUGGGCAAAGAGGGGCUCGAUAUCAUGCGCCGCAUGCCCGUUCUGCGACAGUCGUCUAAGCUGACUGAUGGGGCGUGGCAGAAGGUGUUCGCAGUGCUCGACAAAUUCCUCGAGACUACGAGAGAAAAUCGCAUCAAUCACGAAUACCGGGAGAACCUGAGGGCGCGCUUCGAGGCUCUCGAAGAGGCUAUUGCGACACACUACGUGACCUUCCCGCGCACCCCGCCCAUGGACUACCGUCCCCAAUACAUCGACUUCGCAUUCACCUCCCAGUGCCGUGCGAUCGCGGAUCUGCCCGCUUCGGAAACCGUCACCGCCGACCAUUUCGCCGCCAUCGUCCCCGCGCUGGCCCAGAAAUGGGACGAGGACCGCAAGAGGCAGCUCACGGAGUACAUUCUCCCGCACCUCGGGGACAUCGCCGCGGACGUGGACCCGCUCGAGCUCGCGAUCGCCUGCUUCACCAUCGGCGGGCCGAACAUCCUCUCGUGCUUCGGGCACAUCCGGACGAUGCGGUACCCCGCCAUCCUCAAGCACCAUUGUUUCACGGGCAAAGACUGCUUCCGCACUACCAUCGCCACAGCGGCGGAGUAUUUCGAAGACGACCUGUACACGCGCUCUGUGAAGACCAUGGACAGCGGGCGGGAGUGGGAGGCGCGGAUGCGCGAGCGCAGCCCCACUGCGCUAUCCGUCGUGCGCGUUCCGUUCCAUAUACGCGGGCUGGCGCGGGCGAAGGGUGCGCGUGACGUGGUGAACAGGAUGCGGCGCAUCGUGGCUGCGGUCGGGCUGGACCCGGCGCGCGCGACGAUCAGGGACCUCGAGCGGUGCGGCGUGUGGCUGCGGUGUGUCGUGUGCGAGACGCACAAGCCCGACGACGUUGUCUAUGCUUGGUCGUGGAGUGGCGCGUAUGGACACGACCAGUGGCAUACCACUGCCACAAUGUCCAAGGUGGAGAUGAGAGGGGUGCCCGAGUGGCGGCGCGCAGACGACGCGGACAUGGUCAAGGUGCGCGCGUACAAGGACGCAGAACUACCGGAGACAAGCCUCUGCGAUUAUGGAUGGUCGUGUGCGCUCUGUCCCGCAUUCGAUGCGAGUGUGGAGGACAUGACGGAACACCUCUUCAAGACGCACGAUAUCUCUGGUUUCGCGCAGGCAAGGCGGGAUGGGGCUGUCUAUCCCCUUUCUUACGCCGACAACACCUCACGGUUGGCGGACGCAGUUUCCCUCGGCGCGCGUAUCGAACUGAAGACGGCCUGA